Rana temporaria (common frog) is the source of this 1421-nucleotide messenger RNA. It is a transcript of the gene RAD9A, whose product is annotated as RAD9 checkpoint clamp component A. The transcript has 12 exons. Bases 212 to 1345 code for a protein of 377 amino acids. Lineage: Eukaryota; Metazoa; Chordata; Amphibia; Anura; Ranidae. Gene Ontology annotation, biological process: DNA repair; mitotic intra-S DNA damage checkpoint signaling; cellular response to ionizing radiation. The record is from RefSeq and is a predicted model, not a curated record. Gene Ontology annotation, cellular component: checkpoint clamp complex.
UACGGAACAAGCGUCUCAGGAAAUAACGGAGAUCUGUGCGUCGCUACCUAAGAGACUCCGGAAGGCGGAAGUGAUUGGUUUGCAUGUGAGAGCCGCGUAUAUGUGGACACGGCUGACGCGCAUUCUUUGAAGAAUGACUGUAGCUUGCUGGCUGGAUUUUAGGUCGGGAAUAUUUAAUACCACAUGGUUUUAACAUUCCCCGCUGGUGAACAUGGGAGCGGGUGUUAAAUGUGUCAUCACUGGAGCGAACAUUAAAGCCCUUGGGCGUGCUAUUCACUCCCUCUCAAGAAUCGGAGAAGAGCUAUAUUUUGAGCCUUUGGAUGAUGGGCUCUGCCUGCGUUCAGUCAACUCAUCAAGAUCGGCUUAUGCCUGCUUCAAUUUUACAUCACUCUUCUUCCACAGCUUUGAGGUCACUGGGGGAUCCUGCCACUGCAAGAUCUACAUGAAGUCAGUGGUCAGCGUCUUCCGUUCCUUGCCGUCACUGGAGAAAACUGUGGAAAAAUGCCUUAUAAGUCUGAACACCAACAGUAGUCGUUUGGUGAUCCAGCUGUUCUGCAAAUAUGGUGUAACAAAAACGCACAACCUCUCAUAUCAGGACUGUGAGUCUCUUCAAGCUGUAUACAAUCCAGACACCUGUCCGAAUGUGCUCCGAGCACCUGCAAGGCUGCUUUCAGAUGCUGUUGUGCAUUUUCCAUUGACAUUAGCAGAGGUGACUCUGAUGGCCAGUCCUUGUGGAAAGGUCACACUUAAGAACUAUGUGGAGGAUGAAGUAGAUCCCAGCAAGGCAAUGCUAACAGAGUUGUCCCUAAGCAGAGAGGAAUUCCUGGUGUAUCAGCUGAAGAAGCAGAGUCAGAUCACAUUUUGCUUGCGUGAGUUCAGGGGUCUCCUUGGUUUUGCAGAGUCCAGUUGUCUCCCCAUCUCCAUACACUUCGAUAGCGCCGGAUGUCCAGCAGUAUUUAGCGUGGAUGACACAGUCCUUGAUGUACAUUUUGUCCUCGCCACCUUAUCGGAUACAGAUCAUGGCUUACAGUCUCUUAACCAAAGAGCUGCCUUGCCACAUAAUGAUGAUGAUUUUCUGGGUGAUGACCUUGAUUAUAUGAUUGCUAUGGAAACUACCUUGGCAGGAACUACUUCCCCUCCACCUAGUCCAACCUUCAGCAGCAGGCCACCCCCAAGCCCCAUCCAGGAAGAGCAAGUUGUAUAUUCAGAAUGUGAAGAUGAGGCAGAAAAGGAGGUUCCUGGCACACCCCCUAACAAGAAGUUCAGGUCUUUGUUUUUUGGGUCCGUUCUUCAAAACUCCGGCCAAGCAGCCCAGGAAGUUCUGGCUGAAGACAGUGAUGGAUGAUGUUGCUGAUUCAAUAUUUCAAAAAUUAACUUUCAUUCAUCGAUGUCAUCUGCAACAUAAAGUGCAUUCUCUGGUA